Lactuca virosa is the source of this 2524-nucleotide messenger RNA. The record is from the annotation of a GenBank genome assembly. Lineage: Eukaryota; Viridiplantae; Streptophyta; Magnoliopsida; Asterales; Asteraceae.
UGAUCUUUUAAUUGAGAAUAAGUACUAAAAUCAAAAGUUUAAUUUUAACGACUCUAUCAUAUUAGAGUUGUCAGUGUGAUAGAUAACUAUGAUAUAAAAGAUUAACUUGUACACAUAAUUUGAAUUUUUGGAUAAUUAUUUCAAUUUCUGUUUGGUUUCAGGUAGAGGCCACCGGCCACCGCCUGCGAAAGCUUCUUUUUCUAUACACACUUCCAAGUUCCACGUCUCCAUGUAAAACUCUACCUCCCCUUCCACCGCAUAACCCUUCGUCUCUCUCUGCAACACUCUCUCCAAACGUGUCUGAUGUUUCAUGUUCAAUUCUGAGAGCCAAGAGCUAUACAAAAUCAAUCGGAACUUGUUUCCUUCUCAUGAUCCACGAUAAUUCACACCACGACAGAAAAGAUGGAUUCAAUUUCUGAUCGGCGUAGGGAUUUUGUAUCUGCUGCUCAUGGUCAAUUUCGAAGUACCCUUCCUGUUGAAAUCAGUUACUCAAGAAAAAGAUGCAGAACAAAGUUCUAGAAAUACCUUGUUCUUCACCGACGGAUUGUCUAAGGAAUCGUUAGUCUUAGACAGUGAAGAAGAAUCCCCAAUUCGACCUCUGAAAGUCCCCCAUUAUGCUCCAUCAAAUCCUAGGCGUGUUGGAAAAAUCCGCGAAUUCAAAGCUUUAUCAAACUUGAAAUUUGACGUCGACUUUGUAAACACUACACCUGGAUUUGGGGGAAUUCAAACAUCUGCAAAAGAAGCUUUUCUCGUAGGGAAGAGUUUCUGGGAAGAAGUUGAAUCACCAUCGAAAAACAACAUAACAGAAGGUAUCAAAAACCAAACUAUGGAGACUUGCCCUGGUUCGAUUACGCUAUCAGGUUCUGGUUUCCAAAACAAGGGAAACAUUAUCGUGCUUCCUUGUGGGAUGACAUUGGGUUCACAUAUAACUCUUGUCGGGAAACCUAGAAAGGCUCAUUUUGAACUAGACCCAAAGAUCUCAUUGUUGAAACAGGGUGAGGUUUCACAGUUUAUGAUGGAGUUGCAGGGUUUGAAAACUGUUGAUGGGGAAGACCCACCAAGAAUUUUGCAUUUUAAUCCUCGAUUGAAGGGUGAUUGGAGUGGAAAACCUGUGAUUGAACAGAACACUUGUUACAGAAUGCAAUGGGGAAUUGCUCAUCGAUGCGAGGGAUGGAAGUCUAGGGUUGAAGAAGAGACUGUUGAUGGUAAGGUGAAAUGCGAGAAGUGGGUUCGUGAUGAUGAUGGUCACCUCGAAGAUUCAAAAGCAAGUUGGUGGUUGAAGAGAGUGAUAGGCCGAACCAAGGUGGCUUUUGACUGGCCCUUUCCCUUUGUUGAAGGGAAGCUAUUUGUCCUCACUCUUAGCGCGGGUUUAGAGGGUUAUCAUGUCAAUGUUGAUGGCAGACACAUCACUUCAUUUCCUUAUCGAACAGGAUUUGCAUUGGAGGAUGCUACGGGUUUGGCUUUGAAAGGUGACAUUGAUGUCCACAUAAUACUUGCUGCCUCUCUUCCUUCUGCACAUCCAAGUUUCACGCCCCAAAAACACCUUGAGAUGUCCCAAAAAUGGAAGGCACCACCUCAUCCAAGCGGGCCCAUCGAUCUGUUUAUUGGAAUUCUUUCAUCAGGAAAUCAUUUCGCCGAGCGAAUGGCGGUUAGGAAGUCAUGGAUGCAACAUGAUCUCAUCAAGUCUUCUCAUGUCGUUGCUCGUUUCUUUGUGGCACUCCACGCAAGAAAGGCAGUGAAUGUCGAGUUAAAGAAAGAAGCCGACUUCUUUGGCGAUAUCGUCAUUGUACCUUACAUGGAUCAUUACGACCUCGUUGUUUUGAAAACCGUUGCAAUAUGCGAAUACGGUGUUCAUACGGCUUCCGCAAAGUAUAUCAUGAAAUGUGAUGAUGACACGUUUGUUAGAGUCGACAUUGUUUUAAACGAGGCAAACAAAGUAAGCGAUGGCAAAAGCAUAUAUGUGGGAAACAUCAAUUACUAUCAUCAACCUUUACGCUAUGGGAAAUGGGCCGUAACAUAUGAGGAAUGGCCGGGAGAAGAUUAUCCACCAUACGCAAACGGUCCGGGCUAUGUUAUAUCAUCGGAUAUUGCCGAGUUCAUAGCAUCGGAAUUCGAGAAGCAUAAAUUGAAGUUGUUUAAGAUGGAAGAUGUGAGCAUGGGAAUGUGGGUUGAGCAAUUCAACAAAAAGAAUCCGGUUGAUUACGUUCAUAGUUUGAAGUAUUGCCAGUUUGGUUGCAUCGAAGAUUAUUAUACAGCACAUUAUCAAUCUCCAAGACAAAUGCUAUGCUUGUGGAACAAAUUACAGCUUCUUGGACGACCAGAAUGUUGUAACAUGAGAUGACCAUAGCUAGGGUCUUUGUAACUUACAGUAGACACAUACAGAAUCAAAUUUUUUCCAUACAAAAUGUAGGAAAUAAGAAAUUAGUAGCUUUUGGGGUUGAUAUUUUAAGCACAACAAAUGGUACAAUUUAGCUUCUACAACUGAAAUCCUGAGAGAUGGUCUAUAUUAUAAGUUAUGACGAUU